Molecule: messenger RNA, 1392 nt
Organism: Angiostrongylus costaricensis
Lineage: Eukaryota; Metazoa; Nematoda; Chromadorea; Rhabditida; Metastrongylidae
Source: the annotation of a GenBank genome assembly
GGCGGAUAUGGCAGUGGGAGCUACGGUAGUGGAGGAAGAGGUUUCUCUGGUGGACGAGGAGGUGGUGGGGGAGGGGGUGGAGGAAACCCUGGGGGCAGACUUCGAGAUAUCGAUUGGAGUAAAGAGAAUCUGAAGCCUAUCCAGAAGAAUUUUUACCACGAACAUGCAACGGUCACACGCAGAGAUCAGUAUGAAAUUGAUCAGUGGAUUGCCGAAAACCAAGUGACACUGGAUGGGCGCGGUAUACCUCGACCAGUUUGGGAAUUCAGCGAAGCUUCGUUUCCAAAUGAACUGACGGAUCUGCUUUACGCCAAAUUCCAAAAGCCUACCGUAAUUCAGUCGAUCUCCUGGCCUAUAGCAAUGAGUGGCCGUGACAUCAUAUCGAUAGCUAAAACCGGAUCAGGGAAAACUCUAGCGUUCAUGUUGCCCGCAAUUAUCCACACUACGAAACAAGCCGUUCGGGGACGCUACGAUGGUCCAUCAGUACUGGUAUUGUUACCUACGAGAGAGCUGGCCCAACAAGUGCAGGAGGUCUCUAUUGAUUUCUGUAAUGCUCUUGGAUUAAAGUUGGCUUGUCUAUUCGGUGGAGCUUCGAAAGGCCCACAAGCUCGUGAUCUGGAAAGAGGUGUCGAUAUUGUAGUGUACGUGUUCUUUUGCCAAGCGUUGAUAUACAAAGUUCGUACACUAGCGUCUGAUUUUCAACGGGACGCUGCGUUCCUGAACGUCGGUUCUAUGGAACUCGCUGCCAAUCACAAUAUUACUCAGUUUGUAGACGUUUUAGAGGAGCAUGCAAAACAAUCGAGAAUGAUGCAGCUUCUUAAUGAUAUUAUGAAUCAACCGGAGUGUAAAACAAUUAUUUUCGUGGAAACAAAACGUAAGGCCGAUGAUUUGACGCGUUGGAUGAGACGAGAUGGGUGGCCAACGCUAUGCAUCCACGGUGACAAGAAUCAAGGGGAACGUGAUUGGGUUUUAAGUGAGUUCAGAGCUGGCAAGACGCCUAUCAUGCUCGCUACAGAUGUUGCUGCGCGUGGUUUAGAUGUUGAUGACAUAAAAUUUGUUAUUAACUACGACUACCCGAAUAAUUCAGAAGAUUAUGUUCACCGCAUUGGACGAACCGGUCGCCGUGAUAAAAGAGGCACAGCGUACACGUUUUUCACGCCACAAAAUGCUCCUAAAGCAAAAGACCUUAUAAAGGUGCUAGAAGAGGCUGGUCAAACUGUACCACAGCCGUUACGUGAUUUGCAAGGACGAGCAGGAACUGGGAAUAGUCGUGGUCGAUGGGCCGGCAGUAGUGGCGGAGGAAUGAAACGCGGCUACAGUGGCAGCGAUGACUAUUCCGGGAAAAAAGGAAGAUAUGAUAAUGGAGGUGGUUACGGUGGUGGGCGAUGGUAA